UGUGCUCGCGACGCCAUCUUGCGGAGCGCGACCAAACGCUUUGACGCGGCACAGCCUCUUUGUUUUCCUUUCUCUUUACCUUUCUUGUUAUUUUACUCGUGUUUCGCGAUUUAAGGAUUGCCCCGCUGAUCGAUUGACUGUCCAGCUGUGUCCAGCCCGAUGUUGGCCGUCGUCUGGAUCGUUUGAUUGAAGGAACGAUAGAUAGGGUGCCCUGAGACGGCACCGAGUAAGGAAAUUAGGUUAGGAUCUGUCUGCUGUGUCGCUACGACAUGGACCUGUCCAAAGUGCCGAACGAGAAAAAACUGCACCUUUGCAAGUGGUACUUUCGCGCUGGUUUUGCACUGCUGCCAUUCCUAUGGGCUGUGAAUGCGAUUUGGUUCUCAAAAGAAGCUUUCAUAGCACCACCUUACGAAGAACAGAAGCAGAUUAAAAGAUACGUAAUUUUCUCUGCUAUUGGCGCGAUCAUCUGGACAGCCGCCCUAAUAGCUUGGAUAAUCAUCUUUCAAACUCAGAGAGCCGCGUGGGGUGAAUUCGCUGACGCUAUCAGCUACAUAAUUCCCACUGGCAUUCCUUGAGCUUAACUCCUCGUUUCAAUACACGAUAAUUUAUUGCAGAAAUAUGUGCAUUAAACAAUUGUAUAUUAGACUUUGUAAUAUAUUUACGUCGUAAUAUAAUUAUAAUUACAAAUUUAUAUGGUAACAUUUGAUAUUUAGCAAUAAAAAAAUAACAUUCUUUUA
Solenopsis invicta (red fire ant) is the source of this 737-nucleotide messenger RNA. RefSeq names its product gamma-secretase subunit pen-2 (gene pen-2). The coding region runs from base 270 to 575 and encodes 101 amino acids. Lineage: Eukaryota; Metazoa; Arthropoda; Insecta; Hymenoptera; Formicidae. The transcript is spliced from 3 exons. Gene Ontology annotation, cellular component: gamma-secretase complex. The record is from RefSeq and is a predicted model, not a curated record. Gene Ontology annotation, biological process: Notch receptor processing.